UGCGCCAUACUAGGAUGGCGUCUGUGGUGUUGCGGCAAUUUCGAAGGGAAUAGUGAGUUUUGAAAAUUUUGACAACGACCUCGAGAAUGGCAGAUAAUCAACAAAGUAGAUUUGAAAAGUCUCUUGGUCUUUUAACGACUCGUUUUGUCACUUUAUUACAGAAAGCAAAAGACGGCGUUCUUGAUUUAAAAGUAGCGGCUGAUAUUUUAGAAGUUCGACAAAAAAGACGAAUUUAUGAUAUUACUAACGUACUUGAAGGUAUUGGACUCAUUGAAAAGAAAAGUAAAAACAGUAUUCAAUGGAAAGGAGCAGGUCCAGGUUGUAACACUCAAGAAGUUGGUGAAAAAUUAACUGACUUAAAAGAUGAAAUAAGGAAAUUAGAAGAUCAUGAACAAUUAUUAGAUAAACAUACUCAAUGGAUUCAACAAAGUAUAAAAAAUAUAGAAAAUGAUUUGAUUAAUAGAAAACAUGCAUAUAUUACUUAUGAAGAUGUUAAAGAAAAUUUUACAGAUGAUUUUGUGUUAGGAAUUCAAGCUCCUCCUGAUACAGAAUUAAGUGUGCCAACAUAUAACAAAUAUAUAACAACACAGACAUCUGAAGAAGAUGAUAAAGAAAUAAAUUAUGAAAUGUUCCUAAAAAGUACUUCAGGAGAAAUUAAGGUAUAUAUGAUUCAACCAGAAUUAGCUAAAACAUAUGAUAGUAAAAUAUUAGAAAUGAGAUUACAAGAAGAAAUGAAAGGUACAAAAAGAGGAAAAGAAGAAGAAGAAAAAAAGGAAGAAGCUAAUGUUAAACCAAAAAGAAGAGUUGGAAGGCCUCCAAAAGGAAUCAGUAAACCUGAUCCUGUUAUAUCUGAUGAGGAUGAAGAAGAUGAUGCAGAAUUGAUAGAGGCAAAAAUAGUACUACGAGAUGUUAGUACAUCAGAUAUUGCUCAAAAAGAUUUAGAAUUAUUUGAUCAAAUUUAUUCUGACAUUUAUGGACCAUUAGUAAGAUUAAGUCCUCCACCUAGUGAGAAGGAUUAUCACUUUAAUCUUAGUGAAAAUGAAGGAAUUUGUGACUUAUUUGAUAUUACAGCAAAAUGAGUAACAAGUUAUAUAGUUUAAAUGAUUGGAUGGUUCACACUGUGCCAAUAAUGUGCAAAAUUGCAAAAAAAUUUGUUGACAAUUUCUGAAGGCUGUUGUAUGUAUAUAAUUUUAAAGAAUGGAUAUGGAUAAUGAUCAUUGAAUAUAUGCAGUAUUUUUUUAUUAGUAGAAAAUAAAAAAAAGAAAACAAAUUAUAGAAAAAAAUGUUUAUAACAAUCACUUUUGUUGGAUUUUUAUUUAAUUAAAUGAUAACAUUUUGACAAAUUCUAUAUAAUUUCAAUAUGAUUUCUAAAUUUAUUUACAAACUUUAUCUUUAUAUGCUCACGAAUUGUGUUUUUAUUUAUAGUGAUUGCAUAUGAAAAAAAAAAUCUAUUAAAGAAGUAAAUAUUUUAUCAAUAAUAUGUUAGAUUCAAAUUAACAUUGUUUUUAUAAUCUUUGUAUAUGUUUUAUUAAAAUGCGUAAUCUUUUUUACAUAUUUGUUUAGAUAAAAAUUAUUUGAGACAAUAUAAAAUGUAUAUUAUAUAUAAUUAUGUAAAUUUGAUUUUUUAAAAAAUCUUUUAUAAGAUUUAUUGUAAAUGAGUACAUAUAUUUGUACUCUUUUUAUAAUGCUCUUUUCAUGUUAUUUCAUGUUUGUUACUGCAUUCAAUGACACUAAUUAAGUUUGUGAAUAUUAUAAUUAUUUAAGCAAAAUAAAUUUAAAUGAAAAGAAGGUACAACUAAAAAGACCAAGAGAAAAUCUAUAAUUUACUUUAUAAUAAAGUCAUGUUUAAAUGUUAUUAUAUAUGUCCCAUAUAAUUAUAGAAAAUUUAAUUUA
This is a messenger RNA of Apis cerana (Asiatic honeybee), 1893 nucleotides long. Its product is annotated as transcription factor E2F4. Gene Ontology annotation, biological process: regulation of transcription by RNA polymerase II. Gene Ontology annotation, molecular function: protein dimerization activity; RNA polymerase II cis-regulatory region sequence-specific DNA binding; DNA-binding transcription factor activity, RNA polymerase II-specific. The record is from RefSeq and is a predicted model, not a curated record. NCBI's taxonomy places the organism in Eukaryota, Metazoa, Arthropoda, Insecta, Hymenoptera, Apidae. Gene Ontology annotation, cellular component: RNA polymerase II transcription regulator complex.